CCAGAAAGAAGAGAAAAAGAGAAAAGUUUUGAUCUUUGAGAGUUGAGGAGAGAGAAAGUGUGUUUUGUGUGAUAAGUAGUGUUGUUGUUGUGUUCUACUGUGGGUAUUGUGGUUGUGUGUGAGUGUGUCGGCGCUGGGUCACUUUCUGUCAACAUUGUCUUGUAUAUCUAACAAGAACAUAACAAAGAGUGGCCAUUUUUAUUUUUUUUUCUCUCUCAUUCUUCUCUAAACUUUAAUUUAUUCCAAAGUACUUAAAAAACUUUGAUUGAAGUGGAUUGAUUAGCUGCCAUUGCUAAUAUCAAAGUCAUUCUUCUUUCUUUUUCAAAAGAUUCACCAAAUUUGUUCAUUCGGCGCCUUGUUUGAUUCCGGGUGCUCUUUUUUUUGCUGUUUUAAAUAUUAAAUUUUUGAUUUUUUUGAAGUUAGAAUAAAAAAGGGGCAUGUGAUUUGUAUAAACCCUUUUGUUCAUAGCAAGACCCACCUCAUGAAUUUACUAAUUCAGAGGAAAGGAGGAAUUUUGCAUUCAAAUGUGGGCAAAUUUUGGUGCAUUUUUGAUGUGGGUGUUUGUCUGAACUUUGAAGAUCAAAUGUAAUUUGGUUUUGAUGAAUGAUAACUUCUACUACCAUCUCUAACUAAAACUGGUUUGAGUGCCAAAUGUCAAGGCCUCUUGCAGCCAUAGUAGGAGGUGCUGCAGGAGCUGUGGCAUUUGUGGGGAUAGUAGUAGUUCUUAUUUGGUAUUGUUUGUUCCAUAGUAGAAGUGCUUCAAGAACUUCUGAGACUGGGUCUUCUGAGCCUUCUUAUCAAGUAGGAAAAUCUGGUGGCAUUGAGUUGUCAAUUCGAGAAGCAAGGCGCUUUAGCUGGGAAGAAUUGUCUGCUGCUACAAAAAACUUCAGUGAACAAAGUUUAAUUGGAGUUGGAAAGUUUGGAGAGGUCUACAAGGGUUUGCUUACAGAGGGUGUGCUAGUGGCCAUAAAAAAGCGGCCCGUUGCACCUACUCAGGAGUUUGUUGAAGAGGUACGCUAUCUUUCAUCUAUACAGCAUCGGAACAUUGUUACACUUUUGGGUUACUGCCAAGAAAAGGAUCAGCAAAUUCUUGUUUAUGAGUACGUACCUAAUGGAAGUGUUUCCAGUCAUUUAUAUGGACCUGGUCAUGGCUCUCGAGAAAAGCUGGAAUUCAAGCAUCGAUUAUCAAUAGCUCUAGGGGCAGCUAAAGGUUUGGCUCAUCUUCAUUCCAUUAGCCCCCGUUUGUUGCACAAGGACUUCAAGACCUCGAAUGUCCUUGUUGAUGAAAAUUUUGUAGCAAAAGUUGCAGAUGCAGGAAUCCGGAAUUUUCUUGGAAGAUCCGAUGUAGUGGGCCCGUCUUCUCAAGUGGAAGCUGAUGAGGUUUUUCUUGCUCCAGAGGUAAAAGAGUUCAGACAGUUUUCUGAAAAAAGCGACGUGUACAGUUUUGGGGUUUUUCUCUUGGAGUUGGUCUGUGGGCAGGAAGCAAGAGAAUCAUAUUCCCCAGACUCCAACCAAACUUUGGUUGAAAGAGUGCUAAAUUACAAUGACUUCAGCACUGUCUCUACCAUGGUUGAUCCAAGACUAGGAAAUAGGUUCACAGUGGAAGGGAUGGAAGAGUUUGUACAGCUGAUCGUCCGUUGUAUAGACCCUUCAAGUGAACUCCGACCCGGGAUAAGUUACGUGGUAUCCGAACUUGAUGGUAUAUUGGAGAAAGAGAUGAACUUAACAACAGGCAUGGGGGAAGGAACCCCUACAGUGACUCUUGGAAGCCAGCUUUUUAGAGCUUUGAAAUAAAAGGGCACCAAGAAUAUGCAUGCAUGCAGCCUCUAGUGUGAUUUUCUGUUAUAUAUAUCUUCAUUCAUCUUGUGCAUCUUUUGCUCUAUAUCUUUAUUUAUUCAAGGAAAAAAAAAAGGUCGUCAAAGAAACAAUGCAGCUGUUUGAUAAUUGUAUAAAGAAUGGCUGUAAUAUUUUUUGAUUUUUUUCCCCUUCAAUCAUAUAUGUAUGCAAUCAAAAGACCUUAUUCUAAACAAUUAUUCGUUUGUUAAUAUAUAGGGGUGAUCUGAUUUUGCUCA
Molecule: messenger RNA, 2072 nt
Organism: Beta vulgaris subsp. vulgaris (sugar beet)
Lineage: Eukaryota; Viridiplantae; Streptophyta; Magnoliopsida; Caryophyllales; Amaranthaceae
Product: putative serine/threonine-protein kinase
Exons: 8
Coding region: 652-1794 (380 amino acids)
Biological process (GO): protein phosphorylation
Molecular function (GO): ATP binding; protein kinase activity
Source: RefSeq, a predicted model, not a curated record